Molecule: messenger RNA, 1203 nt
Organism: Wyeomyia smithii (pitcher-plant mosquito)
Lineage: Eukaryota; Metazoa; Arthropoda; Insecta; Diptera; Culicidae
Gene: HemK2
Exons: 1
Coding region: 31-726 (231 amino acids)
Biological process (GO): methylation
Cellular component (GO): eRF1 methyltransferase complex
Molecular function (GO): S-adenosylmethionine-dependent methyltransferase activity; protein methyltransferase activity; nucleic acid binding
Source: RefSeq, a predicted model, not a curated record
UUUGUGUUGUGUGUAAAUAAAACAUUCGCUAUGGGAAAACUAGACACUCCUCUGUACAAGCUGUCCGCGGAGGAUCAAAACCGGGUGUACGAGCCGGCCGAAGACAGCUUCCUGCUGUUGGAUGCACUUGAAGACGAGUUGAAUGCCAUCCAACGUUUGCGGCCUUUGUUGACGGUGGAAAUUGGACCGGGAAGCGGUAUUGUUAUAAGUGCCCUAUCGAAAGCCUUGGGCAGUGCCUGUGGUUUCUACCUGGGAGUCGACAUAAAUCCCCAUGCCUGCAGGAUCACAGGGGAAACCGCCCGGAUGAAUUGUCCAGGCUGUCAGGUAGAGGUGAUCAAUAUGAAUCUGUUGGCAGGGUUUAAUUCGGGGUUAGUCGAUUUGCUGAUAUUUAAUCCGCCCUAUGUGCCGACCAGUGAAGUGAGCACAGAAACGGAACUUGAAGAACAAAUCGAUCAGUUUGCCGAGAAGGGCCACGACCUGGUUAAAUCUUGGGCCGGAGGGUUAGACGGUAUGGCCGUCACCAAUAAAGUUUUGCGAGAUCUGGACAGGCUAAUGUCCCCGAAUGGGGUUUUCUAUUUGCUCCUAUUGAAAGAGAAUAAACCGGAUGAGGUUAAAGCGCGAUUAGAGGCUAAUGGGUUUAGAAUGAAAAUAGUGAAGGAGAGGAAAGUCAGGGGUGAACAUUUGUUCGUUGUGAGAAUCACUAGGAAUCCGGACGGAAAUAGUUAAUUUAAUUUUCAAUAUGUAUUUUCGUUUAUACCAUAAAAGAAUUAUUAUUUUAGCAAUGGGUUUUAAUUAUACAUGUAUAUACACUUAAAUUUAAGAAAUAAACCGUAACAUAAUACAGAAAUGUUUUCUGGAUUUAGCGUCGUUAUGCGCUUUACCUUCAAUACAGUUGCGAACAUUCCGCUUUGCUUCCACUAUACACUUUCGACCUGUACAACAUACCUUCCUUUCUGUUUAUUUUCAUAAAUAUACAAAUAAUUGUUUAGAAUAAUAACAUUGAACAACAACUGAUGAAACGUACAAAUAUGAGUGUUUUUUUCACCACUUAUAGCGUUUAUUCUUAUGAAAUGAAAUCCUUCUCUGUUUUCGACGCUCUUGGUGCUAAAAAUCACUUUUUCCACACAACAGAGUUUCAUUUCCUUGGAAACGAUCACUAGAUUUGUGUAUGCUUUGUGUCUUUUGUUUUACGUUGAGAGGAGC